Molecule: messenger RNA, 4479 nt
Organism: Python bivittatus (Burmese python)
Lineage: Eukaryota; Metazoa; Chordata; Lepidosauria; Squamata; Pythonidae
Source: RefSeq, a predicted model, not a curated record
AUUAGUGUGCGAGUGACCACCAUGGACGCUGAGCUGGAAUUUGCCAUUCAGCCCAAUACAACUGGGAAGCAGCUCUUUGAUCAGGUUGUGAAAACAAUUGGCCUGCGAGAAGUUUGGUUCUUUGGACUCCAGUACCAGGACACCAAGGGCUUCUCAACAUGGUUGAAAUUAAAUAAAAAGGUGACGGCUCAGGACGUGCGCAAAGAGAGCCCAUUGCUUUUCAAAUUUCGGGCCAAGUUCUACCCAGAGGAUGUUGCAGAGGAAUUGAUACAAGAUAUUACCCAGCGCCUCUUCUUCCUCCAAGUGAAGGAGGCCAUCUUGAAUGAUGACAUCUACUGUCCCCCAGAGACUGCUGUUCUCCUGGCUUCUUAUGCUGUCCAGUCCAAAUAUGGGGACUUUAAUAAGGAGGUUCAUAAGCCUGGCUAUCUAGCUACUGACAAACUGCUUCCUCAAAGAGUUUUGGAACAGCAUAAGCUUAACAAGGAUCAGUGGGAAGAAAGAAUCCAGGUGUGGCAUGAGGAACAUCGGGGGAUGCUCAGAGAAGAUGCCAUCUUAGAAUAUCUGAAAAUUGCACAAGAUCUGGAGAUGUAUGGUGUGAACUACUUCAGUAUUAAGAAUAAGAAGGGUUCAGAACUCUGGUUGGGAGUAGACGCUCUUGGACUCAACAUUUAUGAACAGAAUGACCGGUUAACACCCAAAAUUGGAUUCCCCUGGAGUGAGAUCAGAAACAUUUCCUUCAAUGAUAAGAAGUUUGUCAUCAAGCCCAUUGACAAGAAAGCCCCAGAUUUUGUCUUCUAUGCCCCCCGGCUAAGGAUUAACAAGCGCAUCCUGGCUCUAUGCAUGGGGAACCAUGAGCUCUACAUGCGCAGGCGCAAGCCGGACACCAUCGAGGUGCAGCAGAUGAAGGCCCAGGCCCGCGAGGAGAAGCAUCAGAAGCAGAUGGAGAGGGCUUUGCUGGAGAACGAGAAGAAGAAGAGGGAGAUGGCGGAGAAGGAGAAGGAGAAGAUUGAACGUGAGAAAGAAGAGCUGAUGGAGAAGCUCCGGCAAAUUGAGGAGCAGACUAAGAAAGCUCAGCAAGAACUGGAGGAGCAGACUCGCAGGGCCCUGGAGUUGGAGCAGGAAAGGAAGCGAGCUCAGGAAGAAGCGGAGAAGCUGGCCAGGGAGCGGCAGGAAGCCGAGGAGGCGAAGGAAGCCUUGCUGAAAGCCUCCCAUGAUCAGAAGAAGAACCAGGAGCAGCUGACCACCGAGAUGUUGGAACUGACCACCAGGAUCUCGCAGCUGGAAGUUGCUCAACAAAGAAAAGAGAGCGAGGCUCUGCUGUGGCAGCAAAAAGCCCAGUUGGUUCAGGAGGACCUGGAGAGGACCAAAGAGGAGCUGAAGUCCGUCACCAGCACCCCGCACGUGCCUGAGCCCAUGCAGUCGGAGAACGAGCACGACGACGAGCAGGACGAGAAUGCAGCGGAGGCCAGCGCGGAGCUGCGCGCACACGCCUCGGCCAAGGACCGCAGCGAGGAGCAGCGUACCACCGAGGCCGAGAAGAACGAGCGGGUUCAGAAGCACUUGAAGGCGCUCACAUCCGAAUUGGCCAAUGCGCGGGAUGACACCAAGAAGACGGCCAACGACAUGAUCCACGCAGAGAACAUGCGGCAGGGCCGUGACAAGUACAAGACACUCCGCCAGAUCCGGCAGGGCAACACCAAGCAGCGCAUUGACGAAUUUGAGUCCAUGUAGUCAUUCCAGCCUCUGCUGUACCUCCCCCCUCCCCCCCUCCCUCCCUCUGUGUGCAAAUGUGCGAUGCUGGAACCGCUACAGGAGCGUGAACAGGUCAGCCUCCUGUGCUGAUCUCCAAAAUAGGACCAAACAGGAAGAAAAAGCAAAAGUCAGUUGUGCCUUAUUAUUGCAGUUUUCUGACGGCUGUGGCCUGCCUCUGUUUAGGGCGGGUGACAAGCUUAAGUAUCAUACGCUUUCUAUUGCUUAGAAUAAGUGCAUUAGUGCUGCUGCCGCCGCCGCCACCAGAACAGAGUUUACGGUGGGGCCAAUGUCUAACCGAGGGCCUCUCCCCACCUCUAACCUCACUUGCCAAGGCCGGAGAGCCAGGGCCUGGCUCAGUCCUAACUAGGCAGGGGCCUCUGCUUUUAAAGAUAGGCUGGUUUUGAUGCUCUGCUUGGGAAGAAGUCCCUGUGGAGAGAGAGAGCACCGAAAGGCGACUGCAAAUGUGCCUUUCCCCCCUCUUCGCACCAAAGAGCAAAAUGUUCAGCAGACCAAGCAAGUCCCUCUGGUCUUCUUAAAUUUUUCCAAGUACUCCUUACUAAGAGGUUGAACAAAACUGGACGCUUCCCUUCUUCCCAUGUUAUGAGCGGAUUUGCCACAGAAUUGUCGUCUUCCCCAAAAGGAAAAAAUUUGGCCACAGACCUGUUGCCACUCAGUUUGCCAACGUAGUCAGGCAUUUCAGAGAGGUUUUGUGCCAGCCCUAAGCAGCGAGGCACGGCUGCAGAACUACACCACUAAGCUUUUUAGGGCGCAUCUCCCACAGGCGCGUGCACACAGACAUACCUUAUGGUGCCUUAAUGACACUUACACCCCCCCUUCCAGUAGCGUAACAGCCGAGGAAACGUUUUCUCAUUUUCUUAGUCCCAGUGAUGCAGAACCAAAAAAACCUCCCACAAAGAUGUGUUUUGUGUGUGAAUCUCCAUGUUGCCAGCCAUUUCUACUGUUAGGAAGUUUAGAUUUGGUUUUCAAAAGGUGCCGUUUCUGCUGCUUUCUUGUGAGAAGAGGGCGGUGUGUCCUUGUUUCCAGACCGCUUCCCUCGGAGUGCCUUAAGCUCUUUGGAUCUGGAGAAAAGAGGCGGUUUUGCUCGUAGGACCGUUCAGCUGUCUCUCGGUGGUUCAGCUGCUUGCCGGUUUGCUAGCGACCGUUCAAAGUAGCUCCCUUUUUAGGCCGACUCUGCUGUGGAGUUCCUGUCCUGGGACUGUUCCCAUUAAUGGAGGAAGGGUCGGACUUGGGUUGAGGACUGUGUCUUCUGCCUCCUCUCCCGAACGUCACGUUCAUUCAAAGGAAAGCCAUUCUACUCUUCUGCCCCGGGGCACCCUUGUCUUAGCACUCUUGGGCUCCUUCAAAUCUUCCCCCACACUUGUGGCCUUUCUCUGCCUUCCUCCGGCACACACACGCACGCACGCACACACACACACACCCCAGUUUCUGCUUGCAUUUAUCCCAGAAGUGUUAUUCUGAAACAGCACCAGAUAGUGCUGGCUGCAGAGCGGGCAGAAGUCAACUCCACUAGGGUGGUGAGAAGACGUGCAGGGUUCCCGAGGGUUCCCACACUUGUUCCGAAGCACCCCGUCAAGUGCCGGACCUUUACCCUGGCCCGGGGAGCCAGGCCGCUUGCAGCGAGAGGCGUCCCAGUGCGAGCAGCCGCCUUUUCCGAAGACCCAGGCAGAAUGCGCUGCUCCUCUCUGCCUCUGCCUCUCUCCCCUCCUUCCGACUGGGAGUGCCUUUGGAAAGUGACGGACGAGAGGAGGUGGCCAAUCACCCCUUCCUCUUCCUCCUCCUCCUCCUCCCCCUCCCCUGAAAAUACACAAUGCCAUUUUCUAAAGAAACCAUUUUCUGGUUUCCACGCCCCAAAGAGCUCCUCCGAGUCACCAUUCGAACUCGUGGUGCUGACUUUGCUCCUGGGCUAUCUCCUUCCAGCCUAAGCUUGCCAGCGGCAUGCUUGGAGUCACGGCCUUUUCCCCUGCGAAAGUGCCUCCGAGGUUGCUCUUGCAUCGUCCCGGCCCUCGGGCUCCGGGGUGCCUCUGUCCAGUCCUUCCGGAACAGGACAAGCCCACCCGCUGGCCGCGAGUUCGCCUCCUGCGUAGUUGGUUCAGCUCUUCCCCGAUCUUAACCAGUAUUAUGUAUUCCAGUGACAUCUAAUGGUAUUGAUUUCAUGCUCUUUUCUAGCUAUGCAUGAUUAGAAAAUAUUAAUCUCAGAAGUGUUGAGGGGGAAGGUAAAUGUGUUCUCCCUUCUUCAUAGAAAAUGUAUACUGUGUUGUAAAGAGAUAUUUUGCAGGAAAUUAAUGUAAGAUGCAUUCAGUAUUACAAUGAGAUUUUUAGAUUUUUUUUUUAAUUAUUGGGUUAGAAAACACGGAGGUUCUUUCUCCCUCUCCGCUCCCCCAUUUGUUUACUGCUAUACCUGGAUAAAUACUAUCCUUAUGGGGGAGGGAGUUUACCCGAUUAAUCUUUUUCUUUCUUUUUUUUGUCUGGCUUUAUAUUUGUGUUUUGGAAUUUUUGCUGUAAAUUAUGUCUUCAUUUUUGACCAUUCUUUUUACAUAUUAUGUCAAAACACCAGCCUUCUCAGGGGAGGGGGCCUGCAAGGUAGCCUGUGUAGGGAAGCGGAGACCCCCCGGACCCUUGCUGUUUGGACACCUGCUGUCCAGAGGUGUUUUAUUAAAUCCACCCUCUGUUCUUUGUAUCAGUGCCAAUAAAGUUUAGACCAAGGGA